GUGCGGUGUGACUGUGUGGUGCAACACAGUCACACCACACACCACCACCACGCACAAAGCUUCCUAGCUUCAUCUCGAGGGCGGCCAUGGAGACGAUGGCGGCGAACGGCGGUGGGAAGGGCCGGGCGGCGGCGAGGUACGGGGACAGGGAGCAGCAGGGCGCGCGCCGCUUCCAGAUGCCGCUGCACUACCCGAGGUACACCAGGGCCAACUACGAGGCCAUGCCCGAGUGGCAGCUCGACCGCCUCCUCUCCGACUACGGCCUCCCCGUCCACGGCAGCGUCCACCAGAAGCGCAGCUUCGCCAUGGGCGCCUUCCUCUGGGGCGCCGGCAACUGAUCUGCCGACCGGCCGUACGUCUAAUCUUCUCCCUCGACCAUGGAGCAGACGAGCAGUGCUCAUGAAUCAUUCAUGAGGCAUGACUCAUCUACGAUGGACCUGAGAGAUAGUAUUAUCCGUAUACGCAUAGGUCGAAUAGCUAGCUAGCUACCAAGUGCUUGCUAUGACAUGGCAUAUAUAUGAGUAUAAUAUAUUGCUCUGUGUAUAGCUAGUUGUGUUUUAAAGCGCCGUAUAACAUUUGUGUGACCUAUC
Triticum urartu is the source of this 590-nucleotide messenger RNA. RefSeq lists its product as uncharacterized. The record is from RefSeq and is a predicted model, not a curated record. NCBI's taxonomy places the organism in Eukaryota, Viridiplantae, Streptophyta, Magnoliopsida, Poales, Poaceae.